CUUGUCCUUGGUGGCUGAUGUGCAUUCAAUUUACACCCUAGUGUUUGUAUUAGAAAUUGUAGAUUUGACGCUGAUAAAUGUUGGUUGACUGUGGCUGAAACAUGUGUUGCUGUAGGUGGAACCUUGAGCUGGGUGAUGUGAUAUAGGAAAAUAUUGAGUUUGUUAUUAUACUGUGAUAGUGUCUUUUUUUUUUUUUUUUUCCAGUCACACAAUCUGUCCCAAAAAGAAAUGCAAUAACCUGAUAUAGAGACCUAGCUUUUUGAUUGAUAAAUUAUUAUAGGAUCAAUUGCUGAAAACAGUGGCUGUGGGCAGCAACUGAGGGGGGGGCGCGGAGAAAAAACAAUGAUGCCAUGGAGUAACCAAUAAGUAAAACAAAAUUUUGGCCAGUAUCGCUCAGCUCUACUUGUACCAUUUCUCCAUCCCUUACCACUGAACGGAGUCUAUCCUCCUCCUUAACUUGCACAUCUUUAAAUUAAACUUUUUGUUUCAGCUUUUGUCUUUGAGUUGUACACGCCCAUCCGCACCCAUUCAUCUUGACUUCAUCAGUAUUUACUAUUGUUCUGACCUCAGUGAGCCCCUCUGGGUUUUCUGGUCUGAUUAACAUAACGUUUCAGCUUCUGUUUUUAAUCAUCUUGCAAAUAGAUUAGCAGACAGUGUACGCCACUCCUCACAGCACUUAACAGUUAUUGUUCACCAACUGAACAGUAGGCAUAGGAGAUUUCAUAUCAGUACAUGUCACAAUUAUAUUUGUGUGCACCAGAGCCACCAAUGACUUAAAAAAUAUCUUGGGUUACCAUUUGAUGGAUUGAAAAGUUACAUGUGAAUAUGUGAUGGGGAAAUGGCUUACUGAUGGAAAGGAUAUAAAUGUCUUAAUUUGAAUACUGUAAAAUAACUAUUUGAUUGUUAAAUAUCUUGUGAUCUAUUGAUGUCUUAUUCCGUUUAUUAUUUUUAUUUAAAAUGAUUGUCAAUUUAAAGGUAAAAGAUUUAACAAAGAACCUCAAUGUUUUAAUUGAAAGAGUCCUUUGCUGACUGCCUGCCCCUAUUGCUGGCCAUGGUGUCCCCCCUUUCCAAGAGUGUGGUUUGACCAUUCUGGGCCCCUGGGCAGACCAAAAAAGGGAGCCAUUGUGAAUGAAGACCGCUUUUCCCAUUAGGCCCAGGCCGGGUGGUGAGGAUGCCAUGGGGGUUAGGAACAGAUGUGGAUAUGGGCGGUGGGGAAGAGACAGAUAUGGUCCACCUAUACGGACAGAUUAUCGGCUCAUUGUUGAGAAUCUUUCCAGCCGCUGCAGCUGGCAGGACUUGAAGGACUACAUGAGGCAGGCAGGGGAGGUGACUUACGCUGACACCCACAAGGGCCGGAAAAAUGAGGGUGUGAUAGAGUUCAGGCUCUACUCUGACAUGAAGAGGGCCCUGGAGAAGCUCGAUGGCACAGAAGUGAACGGUAGAAAGAUCCGGCUCAUUGAGGACCGGCCUGGAGCCAGACGCAAACGUUCUUAUUCUCGCAGUCGCAGCCAUUCCAGGUCCCGCUCCAGGAGCCGCAGGUCUCGCAAGAGCCGCAGCCGCAGUGAGAGCAGCAGCCGCAGCCGCUCCCGCUCCAGAGCGGCGUCCAACUCCCGCAGCCGAUCUCGUAGCAAGAAGAAUAAGGUCAAGAGCAAAAAGGAGGAGGAAGAGCGCAGCAACGGCGCUCCGAAGAACAAGGACCGUAGCAGGAGUCGCAGCCCCAAGAGCAAAAAGGGCAAGAAAGACGGGAAGAAGAACAAGAAGGACGACUCCAGGUCCAGAUCUCGCUCUCGCUCCAGGUCUCGCUCUAGAUCAGGGAUUAAGGAUCGCUCUAGAAAAUCUGGCUCAAAGGGCCGCGCGCAGCCCAAGAGCGACGACGAGGGUGCCGAGCCUCAAAGGGGCUCUCGCUCCCGUUCACGCUCUCCUGCUGAAUCCAAAUCCAGAGCCAGGUCUAAAUCAAAGUCCAAAUCACGUUCCCCCUCACCUGCCAAAGCCCGCUCCCACUCCCGAUCCGCCUCCCGUUCAGAGUCCCGCUCCAAAUCCCGCUCCCAGUCUCGUUCUCGCUCCCGUUCCCGUUCUUAAUUCAGAUUUUUGGACCGUUUGUCAUGAGCCCUUAUCCCUGUGUCUCCCUCUGCCCUCCAUUUACAUUCCCCUAAAACCCCACAACACUACCCCUGCCUCCUGUUUUUUGAUAAAUAGCUGUAGAAUACCAGGCACUCGUGCUCAAUGUCUUUUAUGCACACGCUACUCCAUUUCAUUUGACUUUUACUCUACAUCUUUUUUCAUUAGAGCUGUCUUGUAUGAGGGUGUUUGUAAAAUAACAGGGUGCAAUCUCAGUUUUAUAAGUUUAAAUGAUGGUAUGGUAUGUGUCUUAGCCUUUUUUUAAUCAAAUGUAGAAGCAUACUGUUGUCAAAAUGCUGGGUGGGAAUAUGUUGUAACGUCUCACCUUUUGUGAAGUCCUUGUAUCAUUUUAUUUCAGAUUAAAAAUGCCUGUUCUACA
Messenger RNA from Perca flavescens (yellow perch), 2497 nucleotides. It is a transcript of the gene srsf4, whose product is annotated as serine and arginine rich splicing factor 4. The record is from RefSeq and is a predicted model, not a curated record. The transcript has 5 exons. NCBI's taxonomy places the organism in Eukaryota, Metazoa, Chordata, Actinopteri, Perciformes, Percidae. The coding region runs from base 1129 to 2079 and encodes 316 amino acids. Gene Ontology annotation, molecular function: mRNA binding. Gene Ontology annotation, cellular component: cytoplasm; nucleus.